Messenger RNA from Daktulosphaira vitifoliae (grape phylloxera), 981 nucleotides. RefSeq lists its product as uncharacterized. The transcript has 4 exons. The record is from RefSeq and is a predicted model, not a curated record. Bases 377 to 859 code for a protein of 160 amino acids. Lineage: Eukaryota; Metazoa; Arthropoda; Insecta; Hemiptera; Phylloxeridae.
GUCAAUUCUAGCCCUAUUAGCAUAAAAAAUAGCUUAUUAUUUGAUAUCGCUGGAUAGCGGUUAGCGACACAUUCAAUUUGAUCUUCUAUUCCACAUUUUCGGUGCCCAUUACUAAAUCGCUGUUAAUCACUUAUAGUGAAAGCAUAAAACUAAUCCAUGUAACAAAUACUAUUCCAUCGCAUAAGCUCCUGGUACUAUUUCCUAUUUUUGUGCAAUUCACUGAUUGAUAUUAUUCGCUGCCGUUGCCGUCGAAGAAGUUUCGUUCGUCUUAUGAAUUCCUAGUACCAAUUUUAUAAAUUUUUGAUAACAUUCAUCGACCUAUUAUUAUUAAUUCUGUAAGUUAAGUUGCCUACACACAACUCGGUAUUUCAUUAGAAUGCACAGUAAAUUAAUAUGGAACAAAUUAAAGAUUUUUGUACUAACAAAGGAUCAAUAUUAUCUGAAUUUUAAUAAGGAAGAACGUAGUGAAUCUUGUUCAAGAAAUUUUAACAACCUGAAACAUUCGUCCACAUCCAGUAAAUCUGAAUCAUCCAACGAUAGUAAACGUUCAGAUGAAACAAUUUAUCUGCUUACAAGCAUAUCCGGUCAAGAAAAUUCUGUAACGGCAUCAGAUUGGGAAGAUAAAAGAUUGGCUUAUGAUUUGGGAUACAACAUGCAUGAUGAAUGGGCAAGUAAAGUCUAUUAUUGGCUGAAAGAUAUAGUACUGAAAGCCGAAAUGAGUGGAAACUCUUUUAAUGGAAAAAAUUUAAACCAAAAAUCUGGUUUAAAAAGUUUUAUACUUUUGUUGAAUAUCAGUAACAUUGGUGUUCUACAACCCAAUUCAAUAAAUGCUAUAAGUGGCACAACCAGAGAGGGUUAAUAGUUAUAAGUUAUAAUUAAUUAAUUGGACAUAUUAUAAUUUAAAUGGUAUAUUCGUAUUUAAUAAGCUAGUGUCAACCAUUUAAAGUAGUAUCAGGAAAUUAUAUCUUUCUCAAAUUUUUA